AAUCUUAAGGCGCGCGCUGCUGCGACUGCGAGGUGGCAACCCCCACGAGCCACAAGCCAUGUCCACCACCAAGAUUUGCAAGCUGCCGAGCGCUGCCAGGCUGUUCCUCUUCGUCGCGCAGCUGGGAUGGACAUGGGCACUGAUCCCUCCUUUCCCCGUGGCCGUGGGCCUCUCUGCCCGGCGCUACGACUCCAUCUUCAGCUUCGGCGACUCCUUCGCCGACACGGGCAACAACCCCGUCGUCUUCGCCGCCAGCUCCGUCUUCGACCCGUUCACGCGCCCGCCCUACGGCUCCACCUUCUUUGGCCGCCCCACCGGCCGCAACUCCGACGGCCGCCUCAUCAUCGACUUCAUCGCUCAGCGCCUUGGCCUGCCGCUCGUCCCGCCGUCCCUGGCGCACAACGGGAGCUUCCGCCGAGGCGCCAACUUCGCCGUCGGGGGCGCCACCGCUUUGGACGCCGCUUUCUUCCACGGCAGCAAGUUGAUUUUCAACACCAGUUUGGGCGUACAGCUGCAGUGGUUCGAGUCGCUCAAGCCUUCUCUCUGCCGCACAACCAAAGAGUGCGAGGCCUUCUUCGGCAGAUCCCUCUUCUUCGUGGGCGAAUUCGGGGUCAACGACUACCACUUCUGUUUCCUCACCAAGAGCGUGCAAGAGAUCAUGCCGCUCGUUCCAGAUGUGAUCAGGACUAUCUCAAUGGCCAUCGAGAGGCUGAUCAAGCACGGGGCGACGAAUUUUGUGGUUCCUGGGACAAUCCCCUCGGGAUGCACACCGCCGGUUCUCGCCUUGUUCCCCGAUGCCGCCCCGGCAGAAUACAACUCCACCACCGGUUGCCUGGAAGAUAUCAACAAGCUAGGGAUGCACCACAACCUGCUGCUGCAGGAGGCCCUUGACAAGCUCCAGGGCAGGCACCCGGACGCCAUGAUCGUUUAUGCCGACCUCUUCGGUCCAAUCAUGGACAUGGUGGAGUCGCCUGGCAAGUAUGGGUUUGAAGAAGAUGUUCUUACCAUUUGUUGCGGAGGGCCUGGGACACUUUUCUGCGGCGAUGAAGGUGCAAACCUGUGCGAGAAACCGGCUGCUCGUCUGUUCUGGGACGGCGUCCACUUGACGGAGACGGCUUACCGCUACAUCGCCGAUAUCUGGCUGGACAGCAUAGAUUCCCCUGCAAGACAGAGCAGAUAUCAGUUAGUGAGGUAGCAGAAGCUGCUCUGGUUCAUGGACUGAUGGCUAUAUGGAGUCUGGCCUGUCUGACUCCAUCAAGGACUUCCUGACCGAAAACCACUGGAAAUGGAAUGGAAUCAUGAAAGCUCCAAGAUAAGACUCUGAAGGAGUCACGCUGAACUCCGAGCAAAUUACACCAUGCAAGUUACAAAACCAGCGGAUAAAACCUUUUUAUGCUGAUUGUAAUACUGAGACACGCGGUUUAUUUGGAAACUAUUUCCUGUUCGUUUUAGAGUUAUCUGUAGUUGAUUGGAUGGAUCCGAUCUGGAAUUCGAGUACUGUUCGUUCUUCUAUGUCAUUACUCAAAUAUUCACCAGAAAUGUCUUGGUACUGUUUGUUCUUC
Molecule: messenger RNA, 1562 nt
Organism: Triticum dicoccoides
Lineage: Eukaryota; Viridiplantae; Streptophyta; Magnoliopsida; Poales; Poaceae
Product: GDSL esterase/lipase At5g45910-like
Exons: 5
Coding region: 59-1195 (378 amino acids)
Molecular function (GO): hydrolase activity, acting on ester bonds
Source: RefSeq, a predicted model, not a curated record